UGCCAUGGCAGCGGGGGCCUUCCUUGGCGCGGCGCGCCUCGUUGCUACGGUAACGGCGGGUUUCCAAUCAGGCGCCGGGCGGGGCAGCCCCGUUGCUAUGGCAGCGGGGGCCUUCCAUGAGGCCGGCGCGCAAUAUGGCGGCGCCCAUGGCGAGCGCGGGAACGGGGCCGCGGGGGGCCGGAGCCGGUACCGGGCAGCGGAGCUGGGACCGCCCGGGAAUGGCGGAGAGAGCGGGACGGGCCAGGGCUGCCAGGGCCCGGAGCGGCUCGCCAGAUCCCAUCGGGGACGUGCUCGGGGAGCUCCUGGGAUCCGAUGAGGAGGCUCCGGCUCCGCCCUCCCGAGGUUCCCACGCCCCCUUCCUGCAGGAUCCCGUUGAUCCCACGGAUUUCCAGGAUCCCGUUGAUCCCACGGGUUUCCAGGAUCCCGUUGAUCCCACGGAUCGCCGUGACCCCGUGGGACACCCGGAUCACCCGGAUCAGCUGGAUGACCUGGACGAGCUGGAUGCAGAAAUCCUGGGAAUGGCCAGAGCCGGGUCCAGGCUGGGGAAGCGCGGCGGGAAGGGGCCGGGUCCCCAGAAAGCCGCGCCCCCCCGCCCCGAUGUCACCUUUGGGGACGACGUCGAUGACCUGAUGGACUCGCUGGGACUCGGCAGCGCCGCCGGAGCCGGGAGCGCGCCGGGAACGCCGGGGCGCCAGGGCCUCCGGAGGGGCCGCGCCGGGAUCCGGGAGCAGCCGGGAAAGGCGGAAUUCCAGCCGGAGCCCAGGGGGCAGGAGCAGCCGGGGCCGGGCGGGGCCCAGGUGGAGCCGGGAUUUCCCUUCGGAUCCUACGAGCCCUCGGUGGCCUCGGGCACCGGGCGGAGACGGAGGUGUCCUGCUGGGAGCAGCUCCCGCCGUCCCUCCAGGGCGGCCUGGCUGGGGCUGAAGGACGAGGAUUUCCUGGGAUUGGAGGAUGAGGAUUUUCCAGGAUUGGGACAGAAGGACAAGGAUCCUACAGGACUGGGAUCAAAGGACAAGGAUUUCCUGGAGUUGGGAUCAAAGGACAAGGAUUUCCUGGAGUUGGGAUCAAAGGACAAGGAUUUCCUGGGAUUGGGAUCGAAGGAAAAGGAUCCCCUGGGACUGAGACCAAAGGACAAGGAUUUCCCAGGAUUGAAACCAAAGGACAAGGAUUUCCUGGGGUUAGGAUCGAAGGACAAGGAUUUCCCGGGACUGGGACAGAAGGACAAGGAUUUCCUGGGAUUGGGAUCGAAGCAAAAGGAUCCCCCGGGAUUGGGACAGAAGGCCGAGGGUGCCCCGGGAUCAGGACAGGACAAGGAUUUCCCGGGACUGGGACAGAAGGACAAGGAUUUCCCUGGAUUGGGAUCAAAGGACGAGGAGCCCCCGGGAUCCCCGGUGCAGCACCGGCGCUGCCCUGGCGCUGCCCUGGCCCCGGAGCGAUCCCGGGCGGAGCCUCCGGAGCCCCCCGAGCCCAGCAGGCUGGAGCCGCCCCUCGGGACACGCCCCCGCGGGCAGGUGGCAGCAGCUGUGCAGGAGGUGCCGGGUCCUGCCACGCCCGCUCAGGAGGAUCUGGCAAUUCCUUCAGCCCCGUCCCGCCCGGAGAAUCCCAGAACUCUCCCGUCCUGGCUCUGCCCGGAGCAUCCCGCAGCUUUCCCGGCCUGGAGGCACCACGAGGGUCCUGGAGCUCUCCCAUCCCAGCCCCACCAGGAGGAUCUGGGAGCUCUCCCAUCCCAGCCCCACCAGGAGGAUCUGGGAUCUCUCCCAUCCCAGCCCCACCAGGAGGAUCUGGGAGCUCUCCCUUCCCGGCCCCACCAGGAGGAUCUGGGAGCUCUCCCAUCCCGGCCCCACCAGGAUUCCCAAACUCUCCAAUCCCACCCGUGCCAGCAGCAUCCCGGCUGUGGGAUCGCCCUGCAGAGCCUCCAGGCCCGGCUGGAGGAGCUGGAGAGCCAGGUGCGGACGCUGGAGCUGGAGCGGGCACAGCGGGCACCGGUCCUGCAGGAGCUCCCGGAGAGCUGCCACAGAUCCCAGGAUCACCCCAGACCCCAGGAUCACCCCAGACCCCAGGAUCAUUCCAGACCCCAGGUUCACUCCAGAUCCCUGGAUCCCACCAGACCCCAGGAUCACCCCGGAUCCCAGGAUCACCCCAGGCCCCAGGAUCACCCCAGGCCCCAGGACCACUCCAGAUCCCAGGAGCAGGACGAGCAGCUCACAGCGCUCCAGGCCCGGCUGUGCCGGCAACAGCGGGACGCGGAGCGGGAGCAGAGCCGGCUCCAGGAGGCCGUGGCUGACUUGGAGACCAGGCUGGCGGAGCGGGAGCAGCUCCUGGAGCAGGAGCGCCGCCGCGCCGCUGCCGAGCGCAGCCGGGCGGAUUCGCUGCGGGAGGCGCUGGAGGAGCAGCGGCGGCUCUCGGCUCAGCUGCUGGCCAUGGAGAGGGCGGCGCUGGACGAGGCCAAGGGCGCGUGGCUGGAGGAGCAGCAGGCGGAGCUGCGCGGGCGCUCCGAGGAGCGGCGGCGGCUGGCGGCCGCCUGGGCCGAGCUCCGCUCGCGGGAGAGCCUGAGCCGCGAGCGGGAGGAGCAGCACAAGGAGCGCGCCCUGGGCGUGGACGCGGCGCUGAGGAGCCUGGCCAAGGAUCAGGCAGAGCUGAAGUUCCGGAGCCGGGAGCUGAGAUCCAAGGAGGAGCAGCUGGCCAGGGACAGGGAGGAGCUGGACGAGGCCUGGCGGGAGCUGAGGCUGGAGAAGGAGAAGGUUCUGAGGGCCGAGCAGCGCCUGCAGGAGCGGGAGGAGGAGAUCCGUGACCUGGCUGAGCGCUCGGCGCGGCAGCAGCAGGACGGGCAGCGGGCGCUGCGGGAGGCGCGCAGGGCGCAGCAGGAGCUGCAGCAGCGGCUGCAGGAGCUGCAGGAGCUGCAGGAGCGGCUGCGGCAGCAGGAGCAGCGCCUGACGCAGGCAAGUCCCCCUGCCAGGAAAUCCCCCUCCCAGGAAUUCCCCCCUCCCAGGAAAUCCCCCUCCCAGGAAAUCCCCCUGCCAGGAAAUCCCCCUCCCAACAGCGACCACGAUUUCCUGGAGAGCGAGCGGCUCUUCCUGGAGAGCCUGAAAAAGGGGCCCUGA
Molecule: messenger RNA, 3098 nt
Organism: Passer montanus (Eurasian tree sparrow)
Lineage: Eukaryota; Metazoa; Chordata; Aves; Passeriformes; Passeridae
Gene: FBF1
Product: Fas binding factor 1
Exons: 22
Coding region: 117-3098 (993 amino acids)
Biological process (GO): establishment of epithelial cell polarity; cilium assembly
Cellular component (GO): centriole; ciliary transition fiber; ciliary basal body
Source: RefSeq, a predicted model, not a curated record